UACAAGAAAAAAAAACCCCAAUAAAUAAGUACAUGACUAUAUACGAUAUUCGACAGAAUAAAUAGUCACGAAGAAGAAAAUAAUUCUACAUACAUAUAAAAAAUUUAUUGGGAGAGUGAAACAAAAGAAGAAAAAACAUGAAUAUAACGGCCUAAUUGGUCUCCAUAAUAAUCUCCUCUAUUCUGCUUCAGAAAUUCCCCAGAAAAAGGUUAUGUUUGCUUCAUGGUAGCAUCGUGUGAAAGGCUCAAUGAGUACAUCUGCACUGGGGAAACCAUCUUCAGGCAAAAGAAGAUUGAAAGAUCUCUUAAGUCAAAGUGAUAAUCGUGUAUGUGCAGAUUGCUCGGCCCCUGACCCAAAAUGGGCAUCAUCAAAUAUUGGAGUGUUUCUAUGCUUAAAAUGCUGUGGUGUUCACAGAAGCCUUGGUGCAAAUAUUUCAAAGGUUUUGUCUGUGACAUUAGAUGAAUGGAACGAGGAAGAUAUUGAAGCCGUGAUUGAGGUUGGAGGGAAUGCAUCAGCGAAUUCGAUCUAUGAAUCUUACCUCCCAGAAGGGGUGUCGAAGCCAGCACAUGAUGCUGGCCAUGAAGAACGCACACAAUUUAUCAAGUCUAAAUAUGAGCAACAAGCAUUCUUGAAGCCUAGUCUGCGCAUUCAAGCCGGAGCUGCUGCAAAGAAUUCCUCACAACCGAUUUCAUCGCGAAAUAUUGUCAACAGCCAACAAAGUUCGAGUACAUCAGAAAACUUAGAAUUUCUUGGAAAAAUGAAGGUUAAAGUAGUUAAAGGCUCGAACUUAGCUGUUCGAGAUAUGCUAUCAAGCGAUCCAUAUGUCUUGCUGAGUCUAGGCCAGCAGAAAGUGCAAACGAGCGUGGUGAAUAGCAAUUUGAAUCCGGUGUGGAACGAGGUGCUUACGCUUUCUGUUCCGCACGAUUACAGCCAGAUCAAACUGCAAGUUUAUGACAACGACACGUUCACAGCCGAUGACAUAAUGGGAGAGGCGGACAUAGACAUCCAGCCUAUGAUCACUGCAGCACUGGCAUACGGAGACGCCAAGAAGUUCGCGGACAUGCAGAUAGGGAAGUGGCUGAAGUCGUACGACAACGCCCUCAUAGAGGAUAGCCCGGUCAAUAUCGUGGCGGGGAAGGUGAGGCAGGAGCUGUGGCUAAGGCUCCAGAAUGUAGAAUCUGGUGAACUAGAACUUGAACUAGAGUGGGUUCCUCUUUGAACCCAUUACCUUUUUCUUUUUGUGUACACUCACACACGCACACCAAUUUUCCCACAAUCUCCCACUGUUGUUGUUUUUGAGAAUACAUUUAAUCAUGUAGUACAGAUUUUUUCUCUGUUUUUUUUU
Salvia hispanica is the source of this 1345-nucleotide messenger RNA. Its product is annotated as ADP-ribosylation factor GTPase-activating protein AGD12-like. The record is from RefSeq and is a predicted model, not a curated record. Lineage: Eukaryota; Viridiplantae; Streptophyta; Magnoliopsida; Lamiales; Lamiaceae. Gene Ontology annotation, molecular function: GTPase activator activity; phospholipid binding.